Messenger RNA from Musa acuminata AAA Group (dessert banana), 1587 nucleotides. RefSeq names its product metalloendoproteinase 4-MMP-like. The record is from RefSeq and is a predicted model, not a curated record. Gene Ontology annotation, biological process: proteolysis; extracellular matrix organization; collagen catabolic process. Bases 386 to 1468 code for a protein of 360 amino acids. NCBI's taxonomy places the organism in Eukaryota, Viridiplantae, Streptophyta, Magnoliopsida, Zingiberales, Musaceae. Gene Ontology annotation, molecular function: zinc ion binding; metalloendopeptidase activity. The transcript has a single exon. Gene Ontology annotation, cellular component: extracellular matrix.
UUGUUCUUCCUGGGACCAGUCCAUUAGAAGAUAUCAUAGAAUAUGUGUGCAGACAGUUUAUAGUGGGUUGGAAGAGACUUGGGAGUGAGUGGUCCACGAAUACCAAAGAUCCGCUCGAACAGGAGCCAAAGACAUGACCAAAUCCAACAGUCUUCUUCCUCGCAGGCAGUGGUUACAUCGUAAAAGCAGCAAAGAGGCACCCACAAAAGCUUCGAUAGGCGAUGAUGCAUCAGCGCGUGGAAGAGUCAAAGACAAGUCAGCACGGCAUCCAUCCCCCGUUCUCAACUCCAAAACUUGAGCUGACCGACCGAAGGAACCAUAAAAUCUGAGCCAUUCGUUCAUCCCCUUCAUCUUCUUCGAGACAAUCCCAAUUCCUCUCCUUCCCAUGCCCUCUCUCCCUCCUCUUCUUCUCCCUCUCUUCCUCUUCUUCCCCUUUACCUUCUCUAGACCAUUCGCCGUUCCGCUCCAACAUGCGAAGCACCCGAUGGCUGUCCAACCCCGCCUUGGAAACGACACGUGGGGUUCGUUCCACCGCUUCCUCGACCUGGGACGCGGUAGCCACGCCAACGGUCUGUCCGGCCUGAAGCGGUACUUCGCCCGGUUCGGUUACUUCCCCGAGCCAUACUCGACGCAGCUCUCCGACUCGUUCGACGCCCGGCUUGAGGCCGCCGUCGUCCGCUACCAGGCCCACCUCGGCCUCCCUAUCACCGGAAAGCUCGACGGCACCACCCUCGCUCAGAUCAUGACCCCCCGGUGCGGCGUCCCCGACCCGAUUGCGAAUCGGUCCAAUCAAACCGGACCGAUCGAGCGGUUCACGUUCUUCACCGGUCGGCCCAGGUGGACCGGGUCCAAGCCGUUGACGCUGACUUACGCCGUAUCGCCGGCGCACACCAUCGACUACAUCAGCCGCGCCAACAUCGCCGCUGCGCUCCGGCGAUCCUUCGCCCGCUGGGCGAGGGUGAUCCCGGUGCGGUUCGUGGAGUCGGCGGAGUACGAAGUGGCGGACGUCAAGGUGGGGUUUUACAGCGGCGACCACGGCGACGGCGAGCCCUUCGACGGGGUGCUGGGGAUCCUGGCCCACGCGUUCUCGCCGGAAAGCGGCAACCUGCACCUGGACGCGGCGGAGCGGUGGGCGGUGGACUUGGGGAAGGAGGAGUCACAGGUGGCCGUGGACCUGGAGUCGGUGGCGACGCACGAGAUCGGGCACGUGCUCGGCCUCGGCCACUCGGCGGUGAAGGAGGCGGUGAUGUACCCCAGCCUGAGCUCGAGGAUGAAGAAGGUAGAGCUGCGGGCGGACGACGUCGAGGGGGCGCAGGCCCUGUACGGGUCAAACCCAGACUUCCGAUUCAGCCAGCUCGUCGAGUCGGAGACGUCAUCUGCUCAUCGCUAUGCUCUCCGCGGUGGCCGUGGGAUUCCUCGCAGAGGUUGGAUGGGAGCUGCGGUCGUGGUAUCGAUGUUGAUGGUGUAGAUAAGGAUUCAUACGACACCCAAUAGGAAGAGACGCUUUACGUUUGCAGUCCUGUGAAGAAACAGAGACGAUACGUAUUAUGUCGGUUUAUAUUAUAUUACGAUUUCUUAGCACACGCA